GGGUGACAUCUUAGAACAGGCGAGGUGUGGAUUUGUCUUUUCAUGUUCCCAAAAAACCGGUCUAUCAUGAGUAACUCAAAGUGGUAAACUACCUAGAAAAUGACCGACGAGCUAAGAGAAUAGUUGUUCGUCCUUUUUCAUUCGGGAUUAUCUGAGCACAUUUCAUGUUGCCGUGUAAACCGAAGAACAAUGACGGAGGUGCUGCAGGUCCAUCAGCAACAGCCAGCGACAGAGAGAAACGCAGACAUUGGUAUCGUUGUUGAGGCAGAGACGCAGUGCCAAGAACACACGGAGACUAAGACAGAGCCUGUGAUAGAUAUUGUGAUAAACAAUGUUGUGUGUUCCUUUAACACAAGGUGUCAUCUGAACCUGAGGAAGAUAGCGACAGAGGGGAUCAAUGUUGAAUACAAGAGGGAGAAUGGGAUGGUGUCAAUGAAGAUAAGGCAUCCAAAAGCCACUGCCAGUAUUUGGUCAUCAGGAAAGAUAACAUGUACUGGAGCCACAAGUGAAGAGGAAGCAAAGAAGGCUGGUAGGAAGGUGGCGAGGGCAUUGCAGAAGUUGGGCUUCAACGUCAAGUUUGCUAGUUUCAGGGUUGUCAACGUACUGGCCACCUGCAUCUUACCCUUCGCAAUCAGGAUUCAAACUUUCUCAGAUGAAAACAGAAAUAACGCCAGUUAUGAACCGGAACUGCACCCAGGAGUUACGUACAAAAUAAAAGAUCCAAAGGCAACAUUAAAAGUGUUUUCCACAGGGAGUAUAACUGUUACAGCUCCCCGUGUUUCCAAUGUGCAGUCUGCCAUCGAACAUGUUUAUCCUCUGGUCUACGAGCACAAAAUGUACAAGCCUCCUUCCUCUGUAAAGACUCUCCCAGAAGCUGCAGUGGAAGUAUCAGGCCCCACUAAAAUAAAGCGGAAGAAACCAAAAAUUACAAAAUCAAUAGACUUGGAUGAGGAAGAUGAGUGCAGCUCAUUUGAGUCAAGUGGUGACGAAAGUUACAGCUCAGAUGCCAGUUUUGACUGAAGAGUUUCAGAAAUGGAAUUGAUUAAAGGCCCCACUAACUACUCCCAGGGUCAAGUGUGGCGACCCACUACAAAGUUUGCCAUGUAAUAGACACUAAAUAGAUAUCUCGUGGGGAAGUAUUCAAGUGGGUCGGCCAUAUUUGACCCUUGGACUAGUUAGUACCCUAUUCUGAAUGGGGCCAUGCAUUGAUGUUACUUUUUCUCUCACUUGGUAUAUGACUUGUUUUUGACUCCAAUGUUCAUCACAUUGAACCAUAGUUGGAACUAAUGCAGCAAAAACGAUGCAGUAGAACUUACUGUCAAACACUAUUGUUACUAUAAAUGUAAAAGAUAAGAGAUUUUGAAUUAAAAAGUGGAUUUCUUCAAUCAUUUUUCCCAGUAUGAAUGGUCAUACUGUUUGAAUACAGCUUCAUUACUGAUUUACAGUUGAAAUAUUUAAAAUGGAAGGAAAGCUAACACUGCUUGAAGUUAAAGGAUAGAAGGCCAAGGGUAUAUUCCAGCUUUAAACUUUACAAGUAUACAAAGCAAGUAUGAUUAGAAUGUACAAAAUCUCAUUGAUCUCAGAAAGAAACAGAUGUUAUUAAACAUCCCCCUGAAAGUAGUUUUAUUAAGCAAUGUUGUGUGAAUGAAGUCGGAGGUGUAGGUGCCUUGCCACACCUGUUUAUAAGGUGAGGGUGGACAGGCUCUGGGACAAAUAUAAUGUAAGCAGUUCUUUUGGAGGUAAAUUAAUGGCAGGUAAUGUGCUGCAAAUCACUGGUAUACUUUCACCCUCCUCUCAUGUUGUAUUUCAUUAUAUCAAUUGUUAGAUGAUUGUUAGGCACAAUUCGUACUGUUAUCUCGUGCCAAUUAGCAACUGUUUCAGUUUCAAGGUCAUUUUUGUUUGUUAUUUGAGAGGUCAUCAACCUUUUCAUUGUGUAAGUUUCUACUUUUGUAUA
Molecule: messenger RNA, 1954 nt
Organism: Lingula anatina
Lineage: Eukaryota; Metazoa; Brachiopoda; Lingulata; Lingulida; Lingulidae
Product: TATA box-binding protein-like 1
Biological process (GO): DNA-templated transcription initiation
Molecular function (GO): DNA binding
Source: RefSeq, a predicted model, not a curated record